Messenger RNA from Puccinia triticina, 243 nucleotides. RefSeq lists its product as uncharacterized. The transcript has a single exon. Bases 1 to 243 code for a protein of 80 amino acids. The record is from RefSeq and is a predicted model, not a curated record. NCBI's taxonomy places the organism in Eukaryota, Fungi, Basidiomycota, Pucciniomycetes, Pucciniales, Pucciniaceae.
AUGGCUCAACGGAAACUACAUUGCAGAUGUUUGAGAAGCAAGUUGCGGCUGAUGAAGAGCGCUUCAUUGGUUAAACGUGAAGAUAGGCGAGAGACUGAACGGACCAACCUCGAGAGGGAUUGUAUUGAACGUGAAGACAAGCGGGAAAAAUCACGAGACCGGAAGGACAACCAGGGACAUGCCGAUCAACUUGAAUGGGAGCGCAAAAAAUUUAACCGUGAGGAAAAGUUGGUCACAGAUUGA